This is a messenger RNA of Bombyx mori (domestic silkworm), 854 nucleotides long. RefSeq names its product ribosomal protein S2e (gene RpS2). Gene Ontology annotation, biological process: translation. The record is from RefSeq and is marked provisional. Gene Ontology annotation, molecular function: RNA binding; structural constituent of ribosome. Gene Ontology annotation, cellular component: ribosome; cytosolic small ribosomal subunit. Lineage: Eukaryota; Metazoa; Arthropoda; Insecta; Lepidoptera; Bombycidae.
CUGUCUAUCAGAGCCCAUCGUUCAACAAUGGCGGACGCUGCUCCAGCCGGUGGACGUGGCGGUUUUCGCGGCGGAUUCGGAUCACGCGGUGGAGAUAGAGGCCGUGGCGGUCCUCGUGGACGCGGUCGUGGUCGCGGCCGUGGUCGUGGGCGCGGCAAGGAAGACCAGAAAGAGUGGGUUCCUGUCACCAAACUCGGCCGUCUUGUUCGCGAAGGAAAAAUCGACAAACUCGAGAGCAUUUACUUGUUUUCUUUACCAAUCAAAGAAUUCGAGAUCAUUGAUUUCUUCCUCGGCCCGUCCCUGAAUGAUGAGGUUCUUAAGAUCAUGCCUGUACAGAAACAAACACGUGCCGGACAGCGCACACGUUUCAAGGCAUUUGUUGCCAUUGGCGACAACAACGGUCAUAUUGGUUUGGGUGUGAAGUGCAGCAAGGAAGUCGCCACUGCCAUUCGAGGCGCUAUUAUCCUUGCUAAGCUGUCAGUUCUACCAGUCCGAAGAGGUUACUGGGGUAACAAGAUAGGAAAGCCACACACCGUCCCUUGCAAGGUCACCGGCAAGUGUGGUUCCGUAACAGUCCGGCUGAUUCCUGCCCCUCGUGGUACUGGUAUUGUGUCUGCGCCAGUUCCUAAGAAGCUUCUUCAGAUGGCUGGUGUACAGGAUUGCUACACGUCAGCUCGUGGUUCAACUGGCACCUUGGGAAAUUUUGCUAAAGCCACAUACGCUGCCAUUGCCAAGACAUAUGCCUACCUCACUCCUGACUUGUGGAGGGAUAUCCCGCUGACUAAGUCUCCAUACUCAGAGUUCAAAGUCUAAGACAGUCAUUGUAUAACAACUGAAUAAAAGAAUUUGUCUUA